GAGGGGCCGGGCUGGGGCCGGACGUGCCGUGUCGGGGCUGGCCGACUCCUCCCAGCCCCUCGGAGGCCCGGCCGGGCACCGCGGCGGCGCAGCGCGGGGAGGACCCCUGCACGGAGCGGAGCUCGCGUCCGUCAGGUGGGCCUGAGAGACGGGACGCCCAGCGGGAGGGUGGCGCUCCACGAGGCCCCGCCGUCCAUGGUCAACUCAGAGCAGCGCCAGCACGCUGAGCACAUCUUCCUGUCCUUCAGGAAGUCAAAGUCACCCUUUGCAGUUUGCAAGCACAUUUUGGAGACAAGCAAGGUGGACUAUGUCCUGUUCCAGGCGGCCACAGCCAUAAUGGAGGCAGUUGUGCGGGAGUGGAUCCUCCUGGAGAAAGGCAGCGUCGAGUCCCUGCGCACCUUCCUGCUGACCUACGUCCUCCAGAGGCCCAACCUCCAAAAGUAUGUUCGGGAACAGAUUCUAUUAGCAGUAGCAGUAAUUGUAAAACGAGGAUCGUUAGAUAAAUCAAUUGACUGCAAAAGCAUUUUUCAUGAAGUCAGCCAGUUGAUAAGCAGUGGCAGCCCCACUGUGCAAACUCUGGCGUGCUCUAUUCUGACUGCACUGUUGAGUGAGUUCUCAAGUUCCAGUAAAACUAGCAACAUUGGACUGAGCAUGGAAUUCCAUGGCAACUGCAAGAGAGUUUUCCAGGAAGAAGACCUUCGUCAGAUCUUCAUGUUAACUGUUGAGGUCCUGCAGGAGUUCAGCAGGCGGGAGACCCUCAGUGCUCAGAUGUCUUCAGUUUUCCAGCGGUACCUUGCUCUCGCCAACCAAGUCUUGAGCUGGAACUUUCUUCCUCCAAAUUUGGGCAGACACUAUAUAGCCAUGUUUGAAUCCUCACAAAAUGUGCUCUUGAAGCCAACGGAGUCCUGGCGGGAGGCCCUUCUGGACAGCAGGGUCAUGGAGCUGUUCUUCACCGUACACCGCAAGGUCAGAGAAGACUCGGACAUGGCCCAGGACUCGCUGCAGUGCCUCGCGCAGCUGGCCUCGCUGCACGGCCCCGUCUUCCCCGACGAGGGGGCCCAGGUGGACUACCUGGCACACUUCAUCGAGGGCUUGCUGAGCACGGUCAACGGGAUCGAGAUAGAGGACUCUGAGGCCGUGGGCGUCUCCAGCAUCAUCAGCAACCUGAUAACCGUGUUCCCCCGGAGCGCCCUGACCGCCAUCCCCACGGAGCUCUUCUCCUCCUUCGUGAACUGCCUCACGCACCUCACGUGCUCUUUCGGGCGGAGCGCCGCGCUGGAGGAGGUGCUGGACAAAGACGACAUGGUGUACAUGGAGGCAUACGACCGGCUGCUGGAGUCCUGGCUCACUUUGGUCCAAGACGACAAACAUUUUCAUAAAGGCUUCUUCACCCAACACGCAGUUCAAGUUUUCAAUUCCUACAUUCAGUGCCACCUGGCUGCUCCUGACGGCACGAGGAAUUUGACUGCCAAUGGUGUGGCCUCUCGCGAGGAGGAGGAAAUAAGUGAGCUUCAGGAGGAUGACCGAGACCAGUUUUCGGAUCAGCUGGCCAGCGUCGGAAUGCUAGGGCGCAUUGCUGCCGAGCACUGUGUGCCUCUCCUGACCAGCUUGCUAGAGGAGCGAGUGGCGCGGCUGCACGGGCAGCUCCAGCGGCGGCAGCAGCUCCUCGCCUCGGCCACUCCGGGCGCGGCGGACGGCCGGGCGCUCGACGACCUGUACGAAGACAUUCACUGGCUUAUUUUAGUUACAGGCUACCUCUUAGCUGAUGAUACUCAGGGAGAGACUCCGCUAAUACCUCCAGAAAUAAUGGAAUAUUCCAUUAAGCAUGCAUCCGAAGUUGACAUUAAUACAACACUUCAAAUUUUGGGAUCUCCAGGAGAAAAGGCUUCUUCCAUCCCAGGGCACAACAGAACAGAUUCUGUGAUUAGGCUAUUAUCUGCCAUUCUCAGAGUUUCAGAAGUUGAAUCUCGAGCAAUAAGAGCAGAUCUCACUCAUCUCCUAAGCCCUCAGAUGGGCAAAGAUAUUGUGUGGUUUCUAAAACGCUGGGCAAAGACUUACCUCCUGGUGGACGAGAAACUGUAUGAUCAGCUGAUCUUUCCUUCUGACCUUGAACUUGUUCUCUCUCUGAAGAUAAGUGUGCCGUUCAGUACGGCAUUUGGAGCAGACACAGAGGGCUCUCAGUGGAUUGUGGGCUACCUCUUACAGAAGGUCCUCAGCAACCUCUCGGUGUGCAGCAGUGAGCAGGACCUGGCCAGCGACACCGUGCAGCUUCUGGUCACGCUGGUGGAGAGAAGGGAGAGGGCAAACUUAGUGAUUCAGUGUGAAAACUGGUGGAACUUAGCUAAGCAGUUUGCAAGCCGAAGUCCCCCUCUGAAUUUCCUGUCCAGCCCUGUGCAGAGGACACUGAUGAAGGCCCUCGUCCUGGGAGGGUUCGCACACAUGGACACGGAGACCAAGCAGCAGUACUGGACAGAGGUUCUUCAGCCACUUCAGCAGCGGUUCCUGAGGGUGAUAAAUCAGGAGAACUUCCAGCAGCUGUGCCAGCAGGAGGAGGUCAAGCAGGAGAUCACGGCCACUCUGGAGGCCCUGUGCGGCAUUGCCGAGGCCACCCAGGUUGACAAUGUGGCGAUCCUUUUUAAUUUUUUAAUGGACUUCCUUACCAAUUGCAUUGGAUUGAUGGAAGUUUAUAGAAAUACCCCAGAGACCGUCAACCUCAUAAUAGAAGUGUUCGUAGAAGUCGCACAUAAGCAGAUAUGCUACCUUGGAGAGUCCAAAGCUAUGAACUUGUAUGAAGCCUGCCUCACUUUGCUGCAAGUCUACUCAAAGAAUAACCUGGGGCGGCAGAGGAUAGACGUCACGGCGGAGGAGGAGCAGUACCAGGACCUGCUCCUCAUCAUGGAGCUCCUCACCAACCUGCUGUCCAAGGAGUUCAUCGACUUCAGCGACACAGACGAGGUUUUCCGAGGGCAGGAGGUGGGGCCGACGGCCGGCAGGCCCGUGUCAGCGGCGGAUGUCGUGCUGUACGGGGUGAACCUGAUUCUGCCCUUGAUGUCCCAGGACCUCCUGAAGUUUCCCACCCUUUGUAAUCAGUACUACAAAUUAAUCACAUUUAUCUGUGAGAUUUUUCCUGAAAAAAUACCACAGCUUCCUGAGGAUCUGUUUAAGAGUCUGAUGUACUCGCUGGAACUAGGAAUGACAUCAAUGAGCUCGGAGGUUUGCCAGCUGUGCCUGGAGGCAUUGACGCCCUUAGCGGAGCAGUGCGCCAAAGCGCAGGAGACGGACUCGCCGCUGUUCCUGGCCACGCGGCACUUCCUCAAGCUGGUUUUUGAUAUGCUGGUUUUGCAAAAGCACAACACGGAGAUGACCACUGCAGCCGGAGAAGCUUUCUACACGUUGGUGUGCUUGCAUCAGGCUGAAUACUCUGAGUUGGUUGAAACGUUACUAUCGAGUCAGCAAGACCCGAUUAUUUACCAGAGGUUAGCGGACGCCUUCAACAAGCUCACAGCCAGCAGCACUCCGCCCGCGCUGGAUCGCAAGCAGAAGAUGGCCUUCCUGAAGAGUCUAGAAGAGUUUAUGGCGAAUGUUGGUGGUCUCCUUUGUGUCAAAUAAAUGACAAAACUUUAUGCUUAA
This is a messenger RNA of Camelus dromedarius (Arabian camel), 3630 nucleotides long. It is a transcript of the gene XPO4, whose product is annotated as exportin 4. Gene Ontology annotation, cellular component: nuclear pore; cytoplasm. Gene Ontology annotation, molecular function: nuclear export signal receptor activity. Lineage: Eukaryota; Metazoa; Chordata; Mammalia; Artiodactyla; Camelidae. The transcript is spliced from 23 exons. The coding region runs from base 196 to 3609 and encodes 1137 amino acids. The record is from RefSeq and is a predicted model, not a curated record. Gene Ontology annotation, biological process: protein export from nucleus.